GUUUACGUCACGAUCUCCCAUUGGCUGUCUGAGACGACAGUUACAUCGAUUGGCAGCACCUGACAAGUCUUUCUCCCGCAUGGUGGCGACAGAAACUCUAGCAGAUGUCAUUGAUGUGGAGUGUGAAGGUUGUUGGCCUGGGAGUGAUGGCCCUCUCUCUCAGCCUGGAACUGCUUGGCUGGGUCUUUGGUCGCUGCAGGCGCAGAAGAACCCUCAACAAGGUCCUCUUCUUCCCCUCAAAGGUGUCUUGUGUGGAGCACCUGUUUAGCCAAAAUUCAGCUUGCUCAUGUUUCUGUCCACUGCCACACGGUGUAGAGACGUCUUUCUCUUGUCUCCUCCGCCACAUCCUCUCUGCCUCCUCCUCACUGGACCUGUGUGUUUUUUCUUUUUCCAACAUGGAUCUGAGUAGAGCUGUGCUCCUGUUACACAGCAAGGGCGUAACUAUCCGAGUCCUUAGUGACAAGGACUAUUCUGCCAUCACAGGCUCACAAAUAGGAGUUCUUCGCAAGGCUGGCGUCUGCGUGCGAUGUGACGCUGGCUCUGUGCACAUGCACCACAAGUUUGCAGUGGUGGACGGCCGCCUGCUCAUCACCGGCUCCCUCAACUGGACGUUGACAGCAGUGCAGAGCAACAUGGAAAACAUCAUCAUCACGGAGGAGGCAGAGUUGGUUCAACCCUUCAUUAAGGAGUUCAACCAGAUAUGGGCGCUUAAUGAUCCAGCCCUAUUCUAUAAGCGCUAAUAAGUGAUUAGCCGUGAUGGUCACUGACAGAUGGAGAUGUUGGAUGCCCCAGUGUCAGGCACAUGCACCGGGGUGGCGAUCCGGGAGGCGAGCACCUGAGCUGGAGCGGCCGAUAGCAGCACGCAACUUUCGGCUCUCGGGUGGCGGUUUGUGGAUAAGGACGGAGGAGUGCA
Poecilia latipinna (sailfin molly) is the source of this 913-nucleotide messenger RNA. It is a transcript of the gene pld6, whose product is annotated as phospholipase D family, member 6. NCBI's taxonomy places the organism in Eukaryota, Metazoa, Chordata, Actinopteri, Cyprinodontiformes, Poeciliidae. Gene Ontology annotation, cellular component: mitochondrion. Bases 105 to 740 code for a protein of 211 amino acids. The record is from RefSeq and is a predicted model, not a curated record. Gene Ontology annotation, biological process: piRNA processing. Gene Ontology annotation, molecular function: RNA endonuclease activity producing 5'-phosphomonoesters, hydrolytic mechanism. The transcript has 5 exons.